This is a messenger RNA of Chionomys nivalis (European snow vole), 2879 nucleotides long. It is a transcript of the gene Sh3bgrl, whose product is annotated as SH3 domain binding glutamate rich protein like. The transcript has 4 exons. Gene Ontology annotation, cellular component: cytoplasm. NCBI's taxonomy places the organism in Eukaryota, Metazoa, Chordata, Mammalia, Rodentia, Cricetidae. The record is from RefSeq and is a predicted model, not a curated record. Bases 246 to 590 code for a protein of 114 amino acids.
AACAAUUUAGAAAUGAUGCAAAUGAGCCUGAGCCUUCCGGGGUUUGGGGCUGGGACUGCAGUGCUGGAAGCUCAUUGAAAGCAGCCACUGGUGGAGGCGGGGCUCUGGCCAGUUCCCCUUCGACCUACCCCCACCCUCCUCUUCCAACCUCUGUUUGGCCCCUUGCUCUGUUCCAGUCGUUGCUGCAGCUGUUUCUCUACCCUCUUCAAGACUCCAGCGACCGACCUCAAGCUCUUGUUUCCAGGAUGGUGAUCCGUGUAUAUAUUGCAUCUUCUUCUGGCUCUACGGCGAUUAAGAAGAAACAGCAAGAUGUGCUUGGUUUCUUAGAAGCCAACAAAAUAGGAUUUGAAGAAAAAGAUAUUGCAGCUAAUGAAGAGAAUCGGAAGUGGAUGAGAGAAAACGUGCCUGAGAACAGUAGACCAGCCACAGGGUACCCCCUGCCACCUCAGAUUUUCAAUGAAAGCCAGUACCGUGGGGACUAUGAUGCCUUCUUUGAAGCCCGAGAAAAUAACGCAGUUUAUGCCUUUUUAGGCUUGACAGCACCACCUGGUUCAAAGGAAGCAGAAGCCCAGGCAAAGCAGCAAGCUUGAAUAUUACGCGUUCUUCCUUCAACAUCUUGGAAAAUAAUGAAUCUCCAUUGCUUUUAUAAAAAUCUUCGCUUCAAAGAAAUAGGCUUCAAUGUUGUAAUAAUAGAUUAGUUGAUGUUCUCGCAUGCAAACAAGCAUAAUUAAAAUGUGAACAUGAUGGUGAGAAAAAUGAGAGACGAAGUUAAAACUUUAAGUAGAUAUCGUAGAAUAGUAUUUUUAUGUUCUGUAAGGAUUUUACAAAAAAAAAAACCAUAUGCUUCUUUUUUGAUAUUACUGUUGCUUAAGGAUAUCUUCAUUUCAACUUCAAGGAAUUAAAAGAGGAGCAAGCAAGAGAGAGAGAGAGAGAGAGAGAGAGAGUGCAAAACUCUUAUUCCAAAAUUGCCUCAUUAACUUUAGUGAACAUGAAUAUUUUGGUGUGAUGUUACUAUUGCUGAAAUGUAUUUGCAGGUUAUGUUUAUGAUGUGAUGGUUAUUGUGAUAUUCUCAUUCUCCCAUAGAAGCAACUUGUGUGCCCUGAACCUCAAGUUUUCCCGACUUCUCGAUGUAACACUUCAUUUCACAUUCAGUGAUCAAGAUAGUUGACUUCCCACAAGAAAAGUAUCAAAUGCAUUCCACUGUUCCUUGUUUACGUAUACAGUUACAACAUAAUCGUGCUUCUAAGUGGCUUGCCUCAGUAAAAAAUAUGGAUGUGUAAGUCACAGAAUGAUGAUGGCAAUUAAUUUUAAUUUGGCCCUUCUUGUAAAGAGCUCAGGCUUUUAAUUAACCAUUACACAAUAUCUUGCCCCUAAUUGUUAAAUAUUAUUUUUCUUUGGUGUUUGCUAAAAGAAAUCUUAGUGGCUUCCUUCUCCUGCUUUAAUAUAGCUGGUGAUCAUGAAUGCCAGUGUGUCUUGAUAGCUGAACCCUUUGCUUCAGUUUGGGCAGAUUGUGUCAACACAUCCGUCCAAGUAGAAAGAAUCACAAAGCUUUGAUUUUGUCAGAAAGCACAAGUAACAAAGAAAAGGAAGAACUUUUGAAAUAUUUUGAAGAUAAGCAUGACCCGCAUCACUCAACCAGAAGGUACUGAUUUUGUACCUUUGUCUUUUAUUACUUUAUUUUUUAAAACAAUCACCUUUUACUUCAAAUUGCUGUAUCAUAUCUUCUGUUUGCAAGACUGUACUCUCCAAAACUCCAACAUAUAAUGAAGCCAUAGCUUUGUUUACUGAAAUUCAAAAUUGAUUUGAUGCUUUAAAAUAAGUGGUUUUAGACAUUGUUACUGGAUUUUAAAUAAUAUACAAUCAUUUUGAUGAGUAAUUGUCUUUUAUAGUUGGUUAGAAAGGAGAAAAACAAACAAAACAUCAGACAAACAAAAAAACGACUUGAAGGCAGUUUCUCAGUUUUUUUUUAGUGACCUAAAUUUUGGACUAUGUAUUGGAGUCAAAAUAUUCCAUUUUUAUUUAUUUAUGUUUCUUCAUUUUGCAAAAAAAAUAUUUAUCAGAGAACUCUGGAAAACAGAGUGCUUUUUAAUGGAUUCUGGAGUGAGCAAAAUAAUUUUAGUUAUUAUUUCUUCCUUAACAUUGCUAAAUGCAGCAGGUAAUACUUGGCAAUAUUCUAGGUGGACAAUUUAACUUUUUUAUUAAAUAAUACUGUUUUGGACAGGCAUUAAAGAAACAGAUGCAUUGGGUGAUAUUUAUAUCCGCAGUUAGUACUCUGAAAUCAACUUAAAUCUGUAGAUUUAAUGGAAAAGUUUGAAUUGAGUUUUCUCCAAUUGAAGCAUUUUAUUUCUGUUAACUGAGAAACUUGCCAGAUAGAUGAGAGAUGAAAGAAAAGCAAAUGAAAUUCUGAGGAUUAAGAUGAGUUUUGAAUGCAACUCCACAGUAUGUGCCUGGGAAAUAACAUCCUUGAUGCUUUUUUACAUUAUGUUUGGAAUAUUUGCAUUUAUAAAUCAGACCAUGUAAUUUGGUAAUUUCAUAUUUUGGAGCUCAUUUGCCUUUUAGAAUUUUUGAUCCUCAGAAAGUUCCAUUUUCACAAAACACCAUAAAUUGUUAAUUGUAUUGUUAAAUGUAAACCCCUCUUUGGGAAUUCGAGCCUAGGUGAAUAGAGAAUUUUGAAGCAAAGAUUGCUUGAUUGGGAAAGACUAAGUAAAUACAGGGAGUUUGAGUGAAAUCAGAUCUCAUUCAUUAUGUAAAAAGGUAGAAUUCAAAUGUAUUUUGUUAACCACUUAUUGGUGUUUAAAAUAUACAAAGUUCAUCAUUAAUUCUUUUCUAUGUAACACAAACACUUCUUUUCUUCUGAUGAAUUCCAAUAAAAUCAAUUA